AUGAACCUCGAUCAAACGAGACUGAUGAAAUUCCUUCAAUACUCGAGGGAGAAUGCUCGCAAAAUGGAGAAUCUGUCAACAGCAAAGCAGCUCGAUUAUGUGUUGAACUCCAAAGAGGUUUUAAAAGAAAUGGCUGACUUGGUAGUUGACCAUGACGGGAAAAUGCUUCCACUUUCGUCUUUAAAAGACCCAAUACACGAGCUUUUGAAUAUUCUUCUAACGAAUGAACAACAACAGAAUCAUUCUCAGCCGCUUGAUUUAUACGACCCAUCGACUGAGAAUAACAUGAGAGAACUACAGCAGAUAAUGAUGCAGAAUCCACAGAAAAGGCAGCAUUUCUUUGAUUCCAUGACACAGAAUAUUGGUGCUUUACAAAAGGGUCGCUGUGUUCAGAAGCAUAGUUCCGGAGGAUCAGAGGAGUUGAUUAAGGAGAAUGAGAAGAGGACGAUCCCUACUGUUGCACCGAUAAAUCAGAUGGAGAAUCCUCGAGCGAAAGAUGAACAUUCAGAUAAAGAAACGCAAAAGAAGGAGAAGCAGAAAAAGAAUCAGCACCGAAGCGGUAAUCAGCCUUCUAAGUAUUCGGAUGCCAAGCCUUUCCCUCAAGACAAUAGUAAUGAUAAGUCUUCUUGUGAGUUUACUCUCGAGUAUGAUAAAAAUGGAGAACUUGUGAAUACGGGAUCGGGGGCUGAUGAUUUGCUAAAGCGAAAUAUCAAUAAUCAGAUUGUGAAAGCACUCGAGUCUUACAAGCUGAACGAAAACGCUGAGGUAGAUCUUGCCAAUGUUAUUGCCAAGACUAUAGAGAAAAACAAUGUAUUUAUCAAGGAGAUCCAAGAUCUUCAGGAUGCAAAUAAGCCGAAGCAGAUUGAGGAGGAAGAACUUGUUGAGGAUGACGAGAAUAACGUACAACCUACGGAUAGGGAUACUCCAAUCAUAUCGAAGUAUCCUUCUACCGGUAGUAAUGAUUACCCAUCCGAGGCUGCACCGUCCAAAAAUACAACCAAUGGGUCAAAGUCAUCAAAGAAAAAGAAGAAAAAGAAGAAGAAGAAAAAGGAGAAUCAUGCUAAUGACAAGAACCGGAGGAAGGGAGGGGAAGUAGAUGCAGAUUGGGUCUGUGAGUUUUGUGAAUACGAAAAGGUGUUUGGAGUGAAGCCUAUUUGCCUGAUGAAUUGGUUUGAUAGAAAAAUGGCCGACCAAGAGAAAAGAGAUAUGUAUCAGCGGCACCCAAGACGAAGGGAGAGUAGGAAUAGAGAAGAACAUACACAUUCUGGCAAAAGGAGCACAAAAACUGAUCAACAAUCUUUGCAGAUGGCUGCUUCAACACCUCCACCAUAA
This is a messenger RNA of Brettanomyces nanus, 1332 nucleotides long. RefSeq lists its product as uncharacterized. The coding region runs from base 1 to 1332 and encodes 443 amino acids. The transcript has a single exon. The record is from RefSeq and is a predicted model, not a curated record. Lineage: Eukaryota; Fungi; Ascomycota; Pichiomycetes; Pichiales; Pichiaceae.